This is a messenger RNA of Rotaria socialis, 1470 nucleotides long. The record is from the annotation of a GenBank genome assembly. Lineage: Eukaryota; Metazoa; Rotifera; Eurotatoria; Philodinida; Philodinidae.
AUGUUUCUCUAUGGUAUGCUUAAUCGUGCUUUACGAAUGCUCGAUAUGGAGAUAAUGACAAAAUUAGGAUUUUUUAUACGACGUUUACAUAUUCAGCUGGAAAACUUGCACAGGGAACAAUCAGCUAAUUUUCAAAAAAUGUUUACCGUUUAUUGCGGUCAAGGCCCAAGUCAAGAAGAUUUUCAGCAUCUAGUUGAUAUAAAAGGUGGACUCCUUUCAUUCAAUAACUUCCUCUCAACUAGUAAGGAGCAAAGCGUCGCCACGAAUUUCGUUCAAGGAGCCCUGCAAAAAAAUCAAGACGUUGUUGGUGUUAUUUUUAUUAUGACUAUUGAUCAAAGUAAAAUAUCAACUUCGAGUACUCCAUUUGCUAUGAUUGACGAGCACAGUGCUAUUCCAUCAGAACAAGAAAUACUAUUUACAAUGCACACGGUUUUUCGUGUCGUUGAAAUUAAACAGACGGCUAACAAUAAUCGGCUUUGGGAAGUACAAUUGAAUAUUACUGGUGAUAAUGACCAACAACUUUCUACUCUUACCAAUCGUAUCAAAGAGGAGAUCGGCGGUAGAGGGUGGCAACGAAUGGGUAAAUUGAUGCUCAAAGUAGGUCAUUUCAAUCAAGCUGAAGAACUCUACAAGGAAUUACUCGAAAAUGUUUCCACUGAUAGUGAUAGAGCAUUUAUGUAUCACCAGCUUGGAUACUUGAAAGAUCAACAAGGUAAAUAUCAAAAAGCAGUUACUUUCUACGAAAAAUCACUCGAAAUCGAGCGGAAAACUCUUCCAGAAGAUGAUGCUUCAUUGGCUCCUACUAAUAGCAACAUUGGUCUAGUGUAUGACAACUUGGGUGAAUACUCGAAAGCACUAGAAUUUUACGAAAAAUCACUCGAAAUAAGAGAAAUAUCUCUGCCUCUGAAUCAUCCCGAUUUGGCUAUUUCCUACGCCAACAUCGGUAGUGUGUAUAGCAACAUGGGUGAAUACUCGAAAGCACUGGAAUUUUACGAAAAAUCACUCAAAAGAAUGGAAAUAUCUCUGCCUCCGAAUCAUCCUGAUUUGGCUAUUUCCUACAACAACAUUGGUAAUGUGUAUAAUGGCAUGGAUGAAUACUCGAAAGCACUUGAAUUUUACAAGAAAUCAAUUAAAAUCUAUGAAAUAUCUCUGCUUCCGAAUCAUCCCAAUUUGGCUGCUACCUACGGCAACAUCGGUCUAGUGUAUAACGGCAUGGAUGGAUACUCGAAAGCACUUGAAUUUUACAAGAAAGCCAAUAAAAUCUAUGAAAUAUCUUUGCCUCCAAAUCAUCCUGAUUUGGCUAUUUCCUACGUCGGCAUCGGUGUAGUGUAUUACAGAAUGGGUGAAUAUUCAAAAGCACUUCCGCUUCUAGAAAAAGCACUUGGUAUUUUUCGAAAGUCACUUCCUUCAACACAUCCACAUAUUAAAAGUGUAAUGAUUAGUAUAGAAGAAGUGAAAAAGAAGUUGUAA